Cyphellophora attinorum is the source of this 579-nucleotide messenger RNA. RefSeq lists its product as uncharacterized. The record is from RefSeq and is a predicted model, not a curated record. NCBI's taxonomy places the organism in Eukaryota, Fungi, Ascomycota, Eurotiomycetes, Chaetothyriales, Cyphellophoraceae. The transcript has 3 exons. Bases 1 to 579 code for a protein of 192 amino acids.
AUGAAUCUUACCAUGCAUUUCCGGUCUUUUGUCGACAACGCUCUGUUCGUCAACGCUUCGAUUGCGCCAGAGGUCCGCCAUCUGCGUCUUCACGCCGAAGAGACCAGAAAUCUUGGCGCAAUCCUGCCGUCAUGCCGCAGUCUGCGCUCGUUGGAGAUCACUACACUUGAUGCGGCCUACUUCAAGUACUGGUUCGAGCUCCUCUUCGACUCCGGGCGUCCAAAAAAGACAACAAGCUUGACCCGGGAGCAAGGUCGCGACGAAUAUGGUCCGUAUCAGCGAAGACUCUGCCACGAGGAUUUCGACGAGGACGACACGUUGGCCUACGAGCCCAACAUGUUAGCAAUGCUUUCGUACUGGUUGAAGGACAACCUUCGCCACGACUUGAUAUUGGAAUCGAAAGUCACCGUUCUGAAUUUGAGCGAUGAUCUUGUUCCAGUUGUUGCUUGGAACGCAAAGAUCAACUUCGCGACCAAGGAGAUGUUGCUCUUCAAAGACAAGACUGGGACCCUUGAUCAUGUGAUUUGGCAUACUGGUAUCAGAGCACGGAUCAAGAAGAUUGUGGCGGGAGAGGACUGA